Thamnophis elegans (Western terrestrial garter snake) is the source of this 1128-nucleotide messenger RNA. RefSeq names its product Wnt family member 16 (gene WNT16). The coding region runs from base 1 to 1128 and encodes 375 amino acids. The record is from RefSeq and is a predicted model, not a curated record. Gene Ontology annotation, molecular function: cytokine activity; frizzled binding. Gene Ontology annotation, cellular component: extracellular region. The transcript is spliced from 4 exons. Gene Ontology annotation, biological process: canonical Wnt signaling pathway; cell fate commitment; multicellular organism development. NCBI's taxonomy places the organism in Eukaryota, Metazoa, Chordata, Lepidosauria, Squamata, Natricidae.
AUGGAGAAAGGGGCGCCCUUGGGACUGCCUCGCCUGUGCGUGCUGUGGACGGCGGUGCUGUGGGAAGUCUGCCGCUGCGGCGCCCACGCCAACUGGAUGUGGCUGGGUAUUGCCUCCUUUGGUGUCCCAGAGAAAUUGGGUUGUGGUAACCUGCCGCUGAAUGGUCACCAAAAGGACCUGUGCAAGAAGAAGCCCUACCUCCUGCACAGCAUCCGAGAAGGAGCACGCUUGGGCAUCCGUGAAUGCCAGAGCCAAUUCAGACAUGAACGGUGGAACUGUCUACUCUCUCCGGAUACAGUGCCUGCACUUUCCACUAAUCCUUCAUCCAUCUCCGCCUCUCCUGCUUUCUCCGUCUUUGGCUAUGAGUUGAGCAGCGGUACCAAAGAAACAGCAUUUAUCUAUGCUGUGAUGGCAGCUGGCCUAGUGCAUUCAGUGACACAUUUAUGCAGUACAGGGAACCUGACUGACUGCGCCUGUGAUUCCAUGUUACAAAACGGUGGUUCAGCCAGAGAAGGCUGGUACUGGGGUGGAUGUUCUGAUGAUAUCCAGUAUGGAAUGUGGUUGAGCAGAAAGUUCUUAGAUGGUCCAACAAAAAACAUCAGCAGAAAAGAUAGAAAUGGAUUGAUGCUCAUGAAUCUGCAUAAUAAUGAAGCAGGAAGGCUGGCAGUAGCAAAACUGAUGUCCAUCGACUGUCGCUGUCACGGCCUAUCUGGUUCUUGUGCUCUGAAAACUUGCUGGAGAACCAUGUCAUCCUUUGCAAAAGUUGGAAGUUUUUUAAAAGAAAAGUAUGAGAACAGCAUCCAGAUUUCUGACAGACAAAGACGAAAAAUACGCAGGAGAGAAAAAAGCCAGCGCAGCAUCCCAAUCCAGAAAGAAGACCUCCUCUAUAUCAACAGAUCGCCCAACUACUGUACGGAAGAUCGCAAACUGGGGGUCUCUGGGACACAAGGGCGGGAAUGCAACCGCACAUCUGCUGGACCGGAUGGAUGCAACCUCCUCUGCUGUGGCCGUGGAUAUAACACACAGGUGGUCAGGCACGUGGAGAGAUGUGAGUGCAAAUUUGUUUGGUGUUGCUAUGUACGCUGCAGAAGAUGUGAGACUGUGACUGAUGUUCAUACUUGCAAAUAA